This is a messenger RNA of Prorocentrum cordatum, 2507 nucleotides long. NCBI's taxonomy places the organism in Eukaryota, Dinophyceae, Prorocentrales, Prorocentraceae. The record is from the annotation of a GenBank genome assembly.
CAGAUCCUGGCGAGGUCCGCCCAUUUGUUUGGUACACGCAACGGACAGCAAGACAACGCAUCUUUUCUGUCAUCCCCAUAAAUGUCUAAGAACUUCCUCCGUAGCCUCUUCGGCUCAAGCCAUGACGGCUCAAGCAAUUCUGGAGCAAGCCAUUUGGGUUCAGGCCAUUUGGCGUUCGCUUGCAGAGGGCUGGUGAGUUCGGGGAGAUCCGACGCUUGCGCCUGCGGCCAGGUGUGGCGGGCAUGCCUCCGGACACGCAGACAAUGCAGCACCGACUCCUCACCGAAGAAGACGACGAGGGCCCUCCACGCAGCCCGUGGCCCGGAGGUGGGCCCCGAGUUCUCGGUGCGGCCUUCGCCGCCGCCGUGCUCCUCGGGGCUGGGUCCGCGGCUGCGGCGGGCGCCCGGCGAGGAGCCACUGGCUCCGGCGGCCCCCUUGGGUUGGCUGCGGCCGGUCGGAGGCCGGAGGUCACCGAGCGCGUUCCACCACUCGCAAGGUGCCUACUCGCAAGCGUCCGACAACAGGAGGCAUGUCUUCCUCCAGGUUCUGGAUCGCAGAUCCCCCGGGGCGGAUCCAGGCCAUUUGCGAGUGGUUACUCUGCGAGUAGCGGAGCGCGCUUGGCAAAGAGGUGAGCACCGCCAUGGGGAGGCUCUUAGGAAUCCAGGAAGGUGGAGUCCACGUCUUCCGCGGGAUCCCGUUCGCUGCCGCUCCCGUGGGCGAAGGCCGCUGGCGGCCCCCGCAGCCUGCACGGCCGUGGGCGCCAGGCACGCUGGAUGCCUCGAGGUACGGCCACAGCUGCAUGCAGGAAGAUGUGCCGUACGCCUCUGCGAGCAGCAGCGAGGACUGUCUCUAUUUGAAUGUCUACGCUCCGCCAUGGCUCCACGGCAGCACCGGGCUUCCGUGCAUGAUAUGGGUCCACGGCGGUGGUUUCGUAUUAGGCGCCGCGUCGGACGGGUACUAUCACGCCACCGACCUGGUGAAGUUCUACAUGGCGAGUGGGCAGCCUGCAGUGGUCAUAACCACGAACUAUCGCCUAGGUAUCUUCGGGUUCCUGGGUGGUGACCAGCUCCGCCAGAGGGAUCCAGAAAGUGGCUCGACUGGAAACUACGGUCUACAGGACCAGCGCGCAGCCUUCAAAUGGGUGCAAGAUCAUAUUGCUGCCUUCGGGGGGGACCCGAAGCGUGUGAUGGUCUUUGGAGAGUCUGCUGGCGCUGCGAGUAUUUCAUGCCACCUUGCCAUGCCGCGCUCCUGGGGCCUCUUCUCCAGCGUUGCGAUGGAAUCCGGAGCCUUUGCGAUAUGGGCAGCGAACCCUGGGGAAGUGGCAGAAGACGUCUACCAGCAGGUCUUGCGCAACACAAGCUGCUCCAAUGCCAGCUGCCUUGUUUCUCUGUCAACGCAGGAAGUUAUUGCUGCCAUGGGGCCAGACGUGGUUGACUAUUUCUUCAGUCGGCAUGCGCCAACAAUUGAUGGCGUCGAGCUCGUUGCCCACCCUAUGGAACUAGCCCGAGCCCACAGACUUAGCAGUGUGCCGGUUCUGCUCGGUGGCAACAGAGAUGAAGGGUUCAUGUUCACAGCUUUGCCUAUGCGUUCAGAUAAGGAGCAGUUGUUCGAUUACAUUGAAAACGAGCAAGGCUUCGCUAGAUAUUUGCCCAGAGAGUAUGUGGAGGCCACCAUUUCGAAAUACCUCCGCACUGAAGUGCACCCACAGAUACCGGAUGUCAGCCAUGAGUUUUGGGUUGCAGAACGCAUCCUUGGCGACACGACGAUGACUUGCGCUAUGACUUUGGCCUCGCACCUUCUGGAAACAGGUGGGAAUCGUGUCUACAGAUACAUCUACAGCCACGAGGCUUCCCAACGUCCACUGCCAUUUGUCGAGCAUUUCGACGAAGUCCAGUUUGUUUUUGCGCAUACAAGCCACAUGAACAACGAGGAGCGUGAGCUGUCACAGCAAAUUGCCUCGUACUGGUACCGUCAUGCAGCGUAUGGUAGCCCUGAUUGCAAGACAGCUCACGGCCCCGAGCUCGUGAGUUGGCCAGAAUCGUCGGUUGGUUACUUGCAGUUGGAUGUUGCUCGCAGAGGUGGGAUUCGAGUAGUUACCUCGCCAUGGAGGGUCUGGCAGUGUGAUUUCUCUCGGAAGCUCACCGACGCUGUGCUUAAAGUCUUGGAGCCAGCGCACUAGCCAGUCAGACGGAGGGGCGGCGCGUGCCAUGGCAUGGCUCUGAUCGGGAGCAGGAUCGCGAGACGAGCAGACAGAUUGACCAAUUGUAGACUGGCGAAGGACCGAUCCCUACGCAGCUGCGAGUAGAGUAGGGUAAUAAGCACCCUCUCCUCACAGGCGGCGCGCCGCGAAGGGGAUGGAGCUCGGGGUGGUGCGGACGGGGGCCCGGCGAACCAGGCGCGCAGAGGCGAGCUGAGGCAGCCCCGUUCGUCGAGUCAGAAAAGGAGUAAGGGGCUCCUCCUUCUACUCAUGAUUAUCGUGCCAUUCCUGGAACUCCCCUCUCCUCCUC